Myotis myotis is the source of this 3698-nucleotide messenger RNA. RefSeq names its product G protein regulated inducer of neurite outgrowth 1 (gene GPRIN1). Gene Ontology annotation, biological process: neuron projection development. Gene Ontology annotation, cellular component: plasma membrane. The transcript has a single exon. The coding region runs from base 40 to 2778 and encodes 912 amino acids. The record is from RefSeq and is a predicted model, not a curated record. Lineage: Eukaryota; Metazoa; Chordata; Mammalia; Chiroptera; Vespertilionidae.
UGCCCACAGGAUGGGAGCCUGGGGGCUGGGAGCCCGGCCAUGAGGGAUUACUGCUCCUCCCCACAAAAGGCCAGCCCUGAACCCCCCAGGCACACCCCUGCCCCAAGCCCAGGCAUGGACUCUAGACACAGCAACCCCAGUGGAACUGGGGAAGGGGCCUCCUGCUCUGAGGAUCCUGGCAGGAGUUUGGCCUGCCCAUCUCUGACCUGCAUCCCUCCCCAAGAGGCAGCCACGAAAGAGACAGUGGGAGCACUUGGAGCCUCGAUCUCAGGGACACCAGAAGUCACCUCCUCUGGGAAGCCAGAGCAUGUGUCCUCGGCGAAAACUGACCCCUCAUCCUCGGAGAGCAGAAAGCCUAUGUCCUUGGAGAAGCUGGACUCCACGCCUUCAAAGCAGGCAGAUUCCACUGGCAGAGAAAAGGAAGAUGCCGGGUCCUUGAGAAAGGCAGGUCCCAUGUUCAUCGGAAAGACAGAGCCUGCCAUCUUGGGAAAGGGGGAUCCGGUGGCUUCUGGAAGGAUGGAUCCUGGAACCCCAAAAAAGGAAGAUCCUGUAUCCUCGGCCAAAGUGGGCCCUGCGUGCCCAAGACAGGAGGAGCCCGGGUGUUCAGGACAGAAGCUCCUUGUGUCCCCAGAAGAGGUGGGUUCUGCACCGGCGGGCGAGGCAGAUCUUGUGUCCCUGGGAAGGAGAGACCCUGGGCCCGCAGGGAAGGAGGACCCCAGGUCCCUGGAAUACACCCCGCCUGCAACUGCAGGAAAGACAGAUCCUGGCUCCUUGGCAAUGCUGACUCCAAGGUCGCCGGUCAACAUGGAGCCUGUGUCCCAUGGAACAGUGGCUCCGGGGGCGACAGGAAGGGGCCGGCCCGUGGAGAUGACAGAUCCUGUAUCCAUGGGAAAUGCGGACACGGUGUCCUCUACAGAAGAGGACCCUCGGUUCCUGGGAAUGAUGGCGCCCUCCUCCUCAGGAAAGGGAGCUCCCACGUCUGUGAGCAUGACAACAGCCGGGCCUGCUGGGCAGGUGGAUGCUGGCUCGUUGAGCAAGGUGGGUCCAGUGCCUCUGGGGAAGGUGGAUCCUGUGUCCUCGGAAAAGCCAGAGCCCCUGUCUCCCGGGCAGGCUGAACUGGCAUCUGUGGGAAAGACAGGAGCUGUAUCCCCAGAAAAGGAGGACUCGGUGUCUUCCCGAAAAGUGGACCCCCCCAUUUCUGUGGGAAACAGAAAAACAUCGCCUGCUGGGAAAGUGAACCCUGAAUCUUUAGGAAAGACAGACCCUGUGCCCUCGGUCCCAGGGGACCCCACGUUCUUGGGAACAGCGGGACCCUCCUCUUCUGUAAAAACUGGGGCAGUGGCUCAGGGGGAAGCAGCACCGCUGUCCUCAGAGAGAGCAGGCCCUGUGGCCUCUGGAAAGGUGGGUCCCUCCACCUCAGGGAAGGCCGACCCCGCCCUGGGCAGGGUGGACCCUGGGAGCAGGGGCGAAGCGGACUCCGUGUCUUCAGGAAAGGUGGCGCCCCCAGCUUUAGGGAAAACAGCCCUGGCACCCGCGGGAAAAGCCGAUGCCGGCCCGGAGGGAAAGGUGGGUGCUCGGCCUCCCGAGAAGGGGAAUCCUGUGAACUCCACAAAGGUGGGCCCCGGGGCCUCGGGGAACGCAGACACAAAGCGCCCUGCGCAUGAGGGGCCCCCUGCGUCAGGAAACGCAGAGGCUGCGUCUCUGCAGAAGGAGCAGCCACUGGCCCUGGAGAGGGAGGAUCCUGGAGCCUCAGGAAAGGCAGGCCCUGUUGCCUCCGGGAAGGUGGAGCCUGUGGCCCUGGGGAAGGCCGACCCUGCGCCACCCCCGGGAAGAGCAGAGCCCCCGUCCUUGGGGAAUGUGCCCCCUCCGGCUCUGGAGCAGGCGGAGGCCCCCUCCGGGCGCAGGAAAUCAGAUGGUAAAGCCUGCGGCUCAGCCACUUCUCCCUCGGUCGCGGUUGCCGGGAGCGGCGGGGGCCUCGCGCAGCCAGCGCCGGCGGUCAGCACGGAGGCCUGCAGCCUGGGCCGGGAGGACCCCGCGGCCGCCGGGGCCCGGGGCAGCCCUGGCCCGGAAGCCGAUGCCCCCGCGCCGGGCCCGCGGACUCGUGACAACUUCACUAAGGCGCCGUCGUGGGAUGCAGGUGCCCCGCCGCCGCGCGAGGACGCGGGCACGCAGGCGGGCGCGCAAGCCUGCGUGUCGGUCGCGGUGAGCCCCAUGUCUCCGCAGGAUGGCGCGAGCGGCCCGGCCUUCAGCUUCCAGGCGGCGCCGCGCGCGCCCAGCCCUGCGCCCAGGCCGCCCUCGCGUCGGGACGCGGGCCUGCAGGUGUCGCUGGGGGCCGCCGAGACGCGCUCUGUCGCCACUGGACCCAUGACGCCGCAGGCCGCCGUACCGUCCACCGCGCCGCCCGCCUUCCCCGAGGUGCGGGUGCGGCCGGGCUCGGCGCUGGCUGCCGCCAUGGCGCCCCCGGAGGCGGCCGAGCCGGUGCGCGACGUGAGCUGGGACGAAAAGGGCAUGACGUGGGAGGUGUACGGCGCCUCCAUGGAGGUGGAGGUGCUGGGCAUGGCCAUCCAGAAACAUCUGGAGCGACAGAUCGAGGAGCACGGCCGCCAAGGAGCACCUGCACUGCCCGCAGCCGCCCGCCUGGGCCCUGGCCGCGCAGGUUCGGUGCGUGCUGCGCCCCCCGAGGGUGCCGCCAAGCGCCCGCCAGGCCUCUUCCGCGCGCUGCUGCAGAGCGUGCGCCGGCCCCGGUGCUGCUCACGAGCCGGACCCACGGCCGAGUGAUCAGCUCCCCUUUUGUACGCCCGGGUUUCCACCCUUCUCAGGCUCCCUUCUUGACCCCAGAUCCCUGGAAGGGAUCCCUUGGACACGCCACAGGCCUCCAAGGUAUGGGCAGCCUCAUCUAGGGCCUUCUCAUCCUCUUUUUCCCAGCUCCCGCCCCUCCCACACAAAUGAACCCUCUCUACCCAGCUCCCUCCUGGCCAUGAGUCCAGGAGCCCAGCCCUGACUCCCUACUGUCCCCUCACAGCUCUCAGCUCCACUCCCUCCCAGUCACAUUGGGCGACCUCAGGGACCUGCUCAGUACCCCAGCCCUGAGCGCGGAGAGCUGGUGGACUGUCAGUGUCAGCCAGGUCCCCAGAAUGAGAGAGACUGUGCAUAAGCUCCAAGUGUGCAAGGAUUGGUGUGUGAGGCCCCGGAGUGUGCAAGGCUCUGAAUGUGAGGCCCUGGGCGUGUGUGAAAUUGUGUCCUCCCCACGGGCUUUCCCCAUGGCCCAGGCAUCUCUUGCAUGCUGGUAGUCACCCCCAAUUCCUGUCUCUCCCUCACCUGGCCCAACUCCCAGCCCUACGUCCACCCUCGCAGAACACUCCUUACAAUCCCCUGAUGGGGGAGGCAGCUGCAGGAGUGCCCUGGCACUGCAGUUGAAAGGAGAGUCACAGAAGGGUCAGAGGGUCUCGGACAGGUCUGGGUUACAGGUCUUGGGCCACAGGCAGACUGAGUGGCAGCUGGUCUUGGGUAUUGGGGCGGAACGGAGAGCUCAUUCUACAACCACGGUUGUCCUUUAAAGGCCUCCCUCUCCAGCCUCUUGUACCCCCUGUGCUGUGAGCCCCACAAGUCUCUGAAGACCACUCAGAACACCUAGUCCCCUCCCCCCCACCCUUGGUUUUUGGCUACAAACUGUCACAGUAUACAUUGGUAAUAAAAUG